GCGGCGGGCGGGAGCCGGGGCGGGAUGGGGGCACGGGAGUGAGCGGGCCGAGGGGCCACGGAGCCGGAGGGAGCCGAGGGAGCGGCAGGAGGAGAGCUGCAGGUUAACAAGACUUUGGGCAGUAUGGAGCAGGGCUUAGAAAUGUUUCAGGAACAGACUCACUCUAAAGCCUCUUCAUGUGAAGCUGAACUUCAGGACUUAGUGCAUCAAGUUGACAUCAUAGUAAACAGCAAGAAAAUAGAAUGGGAAAGGAAGAUGAAAGCUUUUGAAGAACAGAUGGAUAUCCAGCAUCAAGAAUUAGCAAGUGCCCAAAGCAAAUUGGAACAAAAGGGUCAAGAGGUGGAACUACUUUCUCAGCAACUGGAAAACUUAAAGAAAACUAAUUAUGAAAUGGCUCAGAAUUACAAAACUCAGCUCUGUGCACUUAAAUCUCAAUUUUCAAAGCUGACACAUAGUUAUGAAAAGCUUUUAAAACAAAAAAAUCUUCAAAGUAGAGAAAAAAGUGAAGGAAGCCUGGAGACAUCAUUUGAACUGCGCAAUUUAAACAAGAAACUGGAGGAAUUUAAAGCAAAAUCGAGAGAAUGGGAUAAGAAAGGGACAAUCUGCCAAAAUCAUCUCAUUUAUUUAGACACUCAGCAAAAAUUAUUGUCUGAGCAAUGUAAUUUGUUUCAGAAGCAAACCUGGAGUAGUCAAUUCCAGAUAAGCGAUAAGAAACAAAACCAGGAAGAGAUUGUUAAAUAUGGCCAGACUGAAAGAGAAAUGGAUGGGUUAAUUGUUGAAAAGCUAAGGGCAGCAGUGAAUGAAAUGACAAUAAGCAGGAAUAGACUAGAAGAGGAAAAUCUGAAACUCCAUGAGGAUCUAAAAAUGUUCCAAAACCAGUUCCAGAACAUAGAGACAAGCUUUUCAGAGAUGAGAAAUGAGCUGCAAUCACAGGAUGCUCUCUGGAAGAAGAUACAACUGGAAUGCCAACAGUUGUGUGCAGAAUUACUGAAAAUCAAAGAGCAUAACGAUAAGCAGGAAAUGCAUCCAUCAUCCUUUGUACAACUGAAUGAGAAAUCAGAAAAUAAAAGUGCUGGUUUCUUACUACAGGCAAAGAGUCAAGAAAACCAACGAGAAGGGCUGAGCAAGAUAAGAAACCAUCUUUAUCAAGAGGAGCCGUCCCACUGCUCUGAGCAGGAAAGAAUAAGGACAGAAAUCUCCGACCUGACAGAAGAGCUUCAUCAGAAAGAGAUCACUAUAGCAACUAUCAUGGAGAAAGCAGGUCUUCUGGAAAGACAGCUAAAAACAGAGUUACAGAUAAAAGACAAACUGUUAGCAAAACAACAGUUGCUGAAUUUCAGGUACAAAGUUACCAAAUCUGAAAACACACCUCUAAAAGAGAUGGUGGAAAAUCAGAAGUAUAAAACUUGCACGAGUAUCGAUUUAUCUCACAAAAAACAUGGAGAUUUCACAGCUUCUAUUCACAAACUGGAACAUGAGAAUGCAAGAUUACAAAACGGGCUUGUUAAACUGCAGAAUCGCACAGAAACAUCGAUGCUGGGUGCCACGGAUAAACAUGGAGAAACAGAGCAAAGCCACCAAACCCAUUCAAAGAUGCAAGAAAAGGAAGAGAGAACUUUCCAAAAUGAAGAUGAAAAGCAUAUGAAACUUCAGCAGACUGCUAUAUCCACAGUCAGUGGAUACCAUAGAAACCGUAGUCCUACUUCACAUGGCCAAGGUGAUAUCAUUGGUUCCAAGCGCAAUGGCCCUUUAUCUUAUCACAAACUUGACAGAGGUCGUGAAAUGGAACUAGAUGAUAAAUCUCCAUCACCAACAACAGAAUAUCCUUUGUGUUCUGGUGGACUGUUUCCUGAAAAAGGCAGAACAGGCACUUUAUUAAGCCAUGCUUACAAUACAGAAGAAAUCAAAUUAUCGGCACAGAAAGUAAAGGUAAUGCAGAACAGAGUGAAAGAACAGAUCAGAGCCUUGGAAAGCAAAGCUUACUUGCCUUCUCCUGAGACAUCCCUCCUUGCAACAACAGAGAAGUUCCUUCAAGAGGAAGAGAAACAUACCAAAGAGUUUGAAGAACGCUUAAAUUCACACCUUGAAGAACUGCAAAGACUUUCUGAAAACACUCUUAAAAAACACACCAAGCUACAGCAAAGCAAUUUCACAGAGCAAAACACCGAGUUACAGCUGACCUCAGUUUUCCUGCCGAUGCCUGUUUGGGACAUGGGGCCGCUGAAAGCCUUUGGGAGCUUUUUCACACCGAGUCACCAGGGAAAAGCCACCAUUUCUUUGCAGAGUGAGACAGUUUCUCUUGGAAACACGAAAGCUCUAACUUCCCCACGAGGCUGCUCCCCAGCACCAGAGCUGCAGUACAAGAGCUGUAGCGCCAGAAGUAGAUUCAGACCCCAAUGUUAGAUAUGAGAGCAUUCAGAAAUAGCACUUCUCUGCUGCUGAGAGUGAAGAAGGGAUUUCUUGCCCUUUGUUUUCCAGUGCAAGUGUAAUGGAAAAGAAAACGUGGUUUUCCUCAAACUAAUCUGGACUGGAGGACGAAGAGCGACUAAGAAAAGCGAUGGACAAAGAGAUAAACAGACCACAUAUACAGAGAGAGAACCAGGCAGUGGCUUAGCAGAGCUUCUCACUACUCACCAACCCAGCACCUGGAUACACAAAAUAAUCCAAGGGCAGAAACCCCUUCACCAUGGGCUGUCCAAAACCCCAUGCUGAAAGAUUCAACAGCUCACUUGGUGCCUUUGGAGGCAAACAAGAGAGACAACACACAUCACCUCCUGCACAAUUCAGAACUUCUUUCCUACAAAGGGCCAGAGAGGUCAGUAGAUGUCUAGACGUAUUCCUCCCAUAACCCGGAUCCAUCAGCCACUGCUUAUCCCUCCGUGCAGCAGAGACGUGAGAUUUUCUGCAGCAAUUAACCAAGCCUUGAAGCCAGAGCUACAGCGGCAAUGCCCGCAUCUGAGAAGGGAAAAGGAACAGCACUGCCCUUUCCUACUGUCCCCAGAUGCCUGCCAUCUCACCUCCCUUGAGGCCAUGCUAAUGAUUCAAACAACUGGAGAGGGCAGCAACAGGUCAAAACUGUCCAAAAACAUCUGAAUAGAAGUAACACAAGAUUCAUAUAUCUCAGAAUAACCACCACAGAAUGGAAUACAAAUCAUUUUGCAUUGGCAAAGUCUGCACUAACGUGGUGGAGCUCAAAAAAUGUACAGCACUUAAAAACAGCGAGGGCAGUGGCAGCCCAAAUUCCUCUCCUUCAAGUAAAAGGAAAGACAGAAGAUGGUCAAAGACUGAUGGGAAGCAACAACUACCAGCAGGAAAUGCUUUGAAAAGAUACAGAACUACUUAGGUGUGAGAAGAAUCGAAGAGGAAGGAAGCAAAAGAUGUUCACUUCCAGCGUGGCCGCCUGCCUCAGCUGCUACUGCAGUGCUUGGCGGGCUCCAGGCCACUCCACAGACACGAGCAUCUCUGUACACAGGGCAGGCUGCAGAUCUGUAUUUUAUGAGACGUGCAGCUGCUGUUAGAAUUACUCUUCCUGAUACUCCCUUUUUCAAGAGAAAAUCAAUGUAGACUUCGCAGGCCAUCACAUUAACUAAAGCUACUUCUGAAAUAGAAUUUUGGGCGGUGAAUACAACAACUAUGGAUUUGUUUUAAGCCACAGAAGAUCACAGAGAUGAAUACUGCUACAGCAAACACACUCUGCUGUCUGACGGCACUCCUGGACCAAACACUGCGCCCUUAGAGCUGCUUUCACACAACGCACGCUCUCUCCCUCUUGUCGCGCAUUACCGCCUGCGUGACACUUCCAGACCUCACAAGGAGUUCUGCUGAAUGAGAGGCCGACAGAACAGAACAAGUCGGUGUCAGGUUCAACACUGAAGAGGAUUUUAACAUUUAUUACAGGGUAUCACUUUGACUCUUGAUGUUAUACGUGGCUGAGAUGAACGUACUCCUGGCAGAGCUGCAUGAAAAGGCACCUCUCCAGAAGGGGCGACAGCACCAUUACCAGACAAGCCACCAGUCAGAGCUGGGCAGAAUUUUGAGCUCAUCUGGAAAGCAGACAGCUAAUAGGAUUUCUUAAAGGGCUUCUCCCAGUUUCACUGGGGCUGAUGCACACUGUAUGCAGGAUUCCAAGGGAUUUUCUCCCCACACAGUGCCCAGCGUUCCAUACAGCGUGCCAUUAUCAUCUUGCCAUUAUCAUCUUGCCUCAUGCUUACAUAACAUACCAGACGGAAAGCCUCAAGUCACAUGAACAGUCACAAAGAGGUUAAUCAUUAAAUGCAAGCUUUUCUAGGGCAGCAACAGAGCUGACCUCUUGAAUAAAUUGAGCUCAGAUAAGGUAGCAUCGAUUUUCCUAAAGAGGUUUCAUUACUUAACUCUAGAUUGUGAUUUCUUUUGACAGUCUAAAGUCAAGAGUAAAUCCAAAUGCUUUUCCUACCCAAACAGCAACCAACUCAUUUGGCAUGCAGAGAAUAUGACAGACCUCCCUCCCCUUCCCUGCUCUCUCCUCUCCGAGAGAAAUUGAACUUCACAGACCUUCAGACCUCACAGAAAAAAAACAACAAAAAAAGCACCUUUUAAGAACCCUCAUCUUUAUUCCUUCCAGCACUGAAAGCCCAAUGCAGAUUGUCUCCCAACUACUUUUAUCUCUGCAUUUUUCUUAACGCUUCCUUAGAAAAGAGUUUCUUCAGCGCACAGGUGAAUCAUUUCCAUUUGGUGCAAGGAGCCCCAGCCAGAUAAAAGAAACCAAGAAGGCAUUUGGAUACACCACACAACCUCUUAAUCUUUCUGAUUAAUUUCCUGCUUUAGGUCGCUGUGCUUCCUAUUUUCAUGUUUAAGAAGAAAGCUGUCCAUCACAAGCUUCUCCAUUAAACAGAAGAGCUGCUUCUCUACUUUGUUCAAGGAGGAUACGAAGCAUCCAUAAAAGCAAAGUGAUUUGUUUCCGCUUUCCCUCAGGUACCCUGAAAUGUUUACUGAGCCACAGCCAGCGCAUCCUUGACCAACAGGGCAUCCAACAGGCUCAGGGCUGUGCUAACUUUCUGAACUCACCGUUCUGAUUCACAGCCCUGAGAUUGUGAGACUUACCCAUGUAACGUGUAAGAAAAACACAAGCACUUGCAAAUCUUUUGGAGAAAAGGGAUGUGGUUUCUAACUCUCCUGUUUUGAAAGCUUUGCCUCUUCCACAGUUAAAUCUGCCCCUAAGCAGCCAUCACUGACUGCAUUCACUUGGAAUUUUUAUGUAAACAAGUGCUGGAAUAUGAAAUGCGGUCAAAAGGAGGAUAUCAAAUCACAGGAUAUAUACAUUCCACAGCCUGUACGCGUCUCCACGGAGAGCGAGAACACAAAAAUAACUGAACGUGGAAAAGAAAGGAAAGCAGACAAGAACGUGGAACCUUUUUGCUUAAGGUCCCUCGUGCCCUGAGAAUGUAUUAAAUGAUGUUCGAGCACCUGAAUUGCUGAGAAUUACUUCAGAGAUGGCUCCUGUUGCAGCUUUUUCUGCUGGAAUAUUUCACUCUGGCUGUCAGCCAAAUCUUCACAACACUGAUGCCAAAUAAACGAUACCCAAUUUCAACGACA
Molecule: messenger RNA, 5571 nt
Organism: Coturnix japonica (Japanese quail)
Lineage: Eukaryota; Metazoa; Chordata; Aves; Galliformes; Phasianidae
Source: RefSeq, a predicted model, not a curated record